This is a messenger RNA of Paramacrobiotus metropolitanus, 1958 nucleotides long. RefSeq lists its product as uncharacterized. The transcript is spliced from 3 exons. Bases 171 to 1757 code for a protein of 528 amino acids. The record is from RefSeq and is a predicted model, not a curated record. Lineage: Eukaryota; Metazoa; Tardigrada; Eutardigrada; Parachela; Macrobiotidae. Gene Ontology annotation, molecular function: protein binding.
CAAACCGUUCAUCAGCUAGCGUAGCCACUGUCCAUAAUUUCUUUCGUUUUCUAGAAAAGCAGCAUUGUCGAAUUUAUUUGUAGUGGCAUGCUUGGCAGCCUUACGUCCACUCGAUUAUUUUCAAACGCGUCUCAUUUUCUGCCUCGAAAGUACAAACCAGGCAGACAGAAAUGCAUCUGUACGAAGACACGGGACGAUUGGUGUACGCCUGGAAUGCUGUCGAUGUGGAGAUGAAGGGUGGACUGCAGCACGGCCACGUGAUCGGCCUGGACGAGAACGACAACGCUCCACCGCGUCUGCUCGUCGAUUUCGGAUGCCCGACUCAGCCGGCGGUGCUGGUGCCCUAUGGGAAGAUCUGGGAAUGUUCCUCACGGCGAUUCACUGUCCUAAAUAAGGGAACUGCGGUGGAGGCGCUGCUGCACGACGGCCCGCACUGGAAAUGGUACCCGGGGAAACUGCUGAAGCCCCGCUUCGACGACCUGGAGGAGAUGGUGCUGGUAGAGGUGUUGGUGGACGGACAGCAACGUCGUGAACUGCUUCCCUGGCUGCAGGUUCGCGGCGCUUGCGCAGAAGCAGGGAGGCCAGGACAGAUUGAAGCGGGCCACUUCGUCCUGCAGACGUGCAGUGUGCCCGACGGGUACUGGAUUCUGGAGCGAUCGGUAGCGGCGUGGCUGUUGCGAGAGGUGGAGAGGAUGCACCAGCUGCGCUUUGUCCAGGUUCUUAGUCAGACGAUGCUCUAUCUGCGUUGCCGACGGGACAUGACGUGGGGCGGUGAAAAUAUGGUGGCGAUCGAGUUCGAGAGAAACAGAAACUUUUACAAUGAGCCACUGAAGAACGCCGGGACGUCGGCUGACGCUGAGCCCAAGCGGAAAACACCGGUGAGCGUGGGUGAAAAGCACCUGGCGUUGCCGUUGGAAGUGCUGAAGGAAAUCUUCCUGUCGCUGGACACCGUCGACCGCGUGCGCUGUCGCCGCACCUGCCAGCUGUGGACCAGGCUGCUCACUGCGGACGACGUGGGCAGCGAGGUGCGUGUGGCGCUCCCAGAGGACCGCGUUCGGGAUGUCUACGCCCUGUACGCUUGCAUCGCCAAGUCCAUCACACCCGCUACCCGCACCAUCUCCCUGCGCGAAAGUGGAAUGUAUCGCGAAGAAGUGUUCGACGUGGCGCAGAAUCUGCUGAAUGAUGCCGGGAUCCGCAUCCACCGCUUCAUCGUGCACCGCCGAUCCAGUAGCCUCGAGGAAUCCGCUGUGACGCUGCCCGCGCUGUCCUCCGAGAUGACCGCGGGUUGGACCGAGCUGCUGCCCUACUGUCAGCGGCUGAUUGUCAAGGAUUUCGCCCUGACCGUGCUGGAGGACGAGCUAACCGUUAUGGAGUUCCGCCUUCCCCUGAUCGUCUUUACCCGGGGACAGGUCGAUGAGGCGGACGUCGUGGACCUGUUCGAGAAGCAUCUGCACCACGAGGGGCCGCCGGUGGAUGUGCAGCGCAUCGCCCAGUGCAUGGCCAGUGGGAUGGUCAGUAAAGAGAGGGCCAGAGCCGUGAGAAAGAUUCUGCAAGCCUACCAAGCCAGCGAUCCGCGUCCCUCGGCGCACUAUCAGGAACACCGAUGGUCCCUGUACAACAUGGCCAGCGUGGACGUCGGCCAGCUGAACCACUUCUGCUUGUGCGCCUUAUCCCGCUACGUGAACGACUGGCGGCACGACGACGACUUGUCCAGCGAUUCCAGUGAUAACGAGUCCGAUGAGUCUGACUACUGGUAAAAGGCAUCCCUUUUUGUUUUUGAGGACUGCUAAUCAGCUGAAUGUUAAUGCGGUAGGCAAGCUCUUCGCGCGCGUGACACGUACCGCUCGCAUCACAGUCACGUGGUUAGCUGAGCGCUAUUUAUGUGUUUUUCUCAUGUUUUAUUCUAGAUAUUUUCUUCAGUUUUGAUAUUUUUCCGGAUCCGCACAGGGCACAGGUUA